Messenger RNA from Penicillium atrosanguineum, 675 nucleotides. RefSeq lists its product as uncharacterized. The coding region runs from base 1 to 675 and encodes 224 amino acids. The record is from RefSeq and is a predicted model, not a curated record. Lineage: Eukaryota; Fungi; Ascomycota; Eurotiomycetes; Eurotiales; Aspergillaceae. The transcript is spliced from 4 exons.
AUGCCGCCAUUUCGCAACCUAUUGAACCGGAAGAAUCAACCCAAUGGCGGGGACGCCGAUGGCUUCGACGAGAAUCACCUGUCGCCCACCCCCGCUCCUAUCGAGAUUCGUCGCAGUUGCGACGGUGAACCGAACGAGUACAAAUUGAGUGUCGUCAAUGACAGCGGUGUCUAUCUUCCGCCCUCCCCGCCGGAGAAACAGAGUUUCUGGCGCCGGUACCCAGGUUCCACACGCUCUUCAAACCAUCGCGACCUUGUCGACGAAAAUGAACCCUUUUCAAUAUCGCGUGAAUCAUUCGACUCUUAUCGCCGCUCAUUUGAUAUUUGCGCCCGUUCACCUGUCGCACACGCCGACGCCGUCCCCUCCCGAACAUCCCUCGACUCCCGCUUCUCCCGCUCGCCCGGCAUGUGCUCGGGCAGGUUUGAGAAGCCCGACCCGAUGGAAGAGGAGAAAUUCGAAGAAGUCGGGCUAAACGACGAAACGAAACCCAAGAAGAAGGGAAUCUUCGCCCGCUUCGGCGAUACCAGUGACGCACCACAAUCCGGUAACAAGUCUACUUCCUUUGGAUUCCAUAUUCCUGGCAGGAAGCGCGGGCAGAGCGGCGGUGGUUCAGAGUUAAGCGCCAUGAAGGGUCCCACGCCUGUGGUGGCCGAGAGAGGGAAUGAGCUCCCAUGA